UCCUCACCACCACCCUCCCCGCGACGCCCCUGACCGAAUUCCUCCAAUUGGAAAGCGAGACCCAAAAAACUCCACGUCUCCACCUCCGGGAUCCGAAUCCACGUUCAACGGAGUAGUUUUCUCUAGAUUAUAAGCCCUAAGUCAACCUGCAACUUCCACAUUUUUAUGAUCCAAAAGGUGAAAUGAACGAAGUAAUGACGGCAGCUGAUGCAUCCUCCAGCUUACGCCCAUACUCAUCUCCACACUCCAUUUAUCCCUCCAAUCUCCCCCUUGUCUCCGCUUUCCUCGCUUGUCUUGUUGCCCAAUUUCUCAAGAUCUUUACCCAUUGGUUCAAGGAGAGGAAAUGGGAUUCGAGAAGGAUGCUUAGUUCUGGUGGAAUGCCGUCAUCACAUUCAGCAACUGUUACUGCUCUUGCUGUAGCAAUAGGUUUGCAAGAUGGAGCGGGAACAUCUGCUUUUGCCAUUGCGGUCGUUUUGGCAUGUGUUGUAAUGUAUGAUGCUACUGGUGUUAGGCUUCAUGCUGGUCGGCAGGCUGAAUUAUUGAAUCAGAUAGUUUGUGAAUUGCCCCCUGAACAUCCUGUCGCUAAUGUUAGGCCUCUGCGAGAUUCACUUGGUCACACUCCUUUCCAGGUUGUUGCUGGUGCUUUGCUUGGAUGUGUGGUAGCCUAUCUCCUGAGUAGCUCUGCUUAGAAUGGCGCUGGUGAUUCUUCAGAGCCAAGUGCUGUAAGAGGCUUUUGUACUUUCUGAUUCGUUCAGGCUGCAGCUUGACUGGUCGCCUCAAGUAGAAAGGAAAGAGCUAGGAGUUAGGAAUCGGAUCCUUUGUGGUGGAAGAUACGCUCAUUAAGACACGGUUUGGGAAAUUUUGCGUGGUGGGGUCAUUAGAGGGUGUGGGUGAUCGAAACUGUGUAUCGGUACAAGUAACAUAUAUAAUGUCAUUUGUAUUCUGUGUUAUGGUAUCCGUUUUCUAAGAUCUUAGAUAAAGAAUAUCCAGUGGAAUUGGAGGCAAUUCUCAACAUUUGUAUUUGUGUACACAUAGUCAACUUGGUGAGAAAUGAGUUCUACUGUUGACUCAGUGACA
Messenger RNA from Coffea arabica (coffee), 1077 nucleotides. NCBI's taxonomy places the organism in Eukaryota, Viridiplantae, Streptophyta, Magnoliopsida, Gentianales, Rubiaceae. The record is from RefSeq and is a predicted model, not a curated record.